Didymodactylos carnosus is the source of this 1369-nucleotide messenger RNA. Lineage: Eukaryota; Metazoa; Rotifera; Eurotatoria; Philodinida; Philodinidae. The record is from the annotation of a GenBank genome assembly.
UGCAUUCCAAUCAUACUUAUCAGAGUUGCAUGCAUCAAACAAUUUCCGUCAGCUAAAAGUUGCGACAACAAACGCUGCAUAAAAAACCCUUAUGAAAUUGCCACUGUUCAUGUUAUUCUUACAGCAAGUAUCGAUAGGAAAUAACUGAACCGUAUUUGGCAUCCAGUUAAUGACUGUUGUGUCUAUUUCAUGGUAAAACUUUAACGGAGGUUUGGUUUCUUUCCAUGAAAAAAUCUGAUAAAGUUGUACUUAACGCGCCAUCGUGGAAAUUAUCGUGAAAUUCAUCUUUCAGCUGUUUCAACAUUUUAUGAUGUUGAAAUAGACGUUGCAAUAUCUUUAUCUCGCNAAAACUGCUUGCGCCUGCCCAAUCUCCAGCAAUUGUACCGUUGGUACGUUCGAUGUAUUAUUUUAGUGUAGUCAUCAGUGACUUGAUAAAGUUUCUUGCACAAAAAUAUUAUCAUCUCUUAAGUCUGCUGACACAAAUGCGAAUGAUAUUGCAUUUCAAGAAACUAUGGACAUUGAUUUGACUUCACUGGAGUCUUUGGAUGAUAACGAGUAUGAAAAUUAUGAUGAAACUUUUUCUGCAUAUGGUAUGACUGGUGUUCAACCCGGACGUCGCAUAACCGAUAGAAGGAAUGUAGAGUUUUUAGCCGAGUUGGGGAACAUGAGUGAAGAAGGUAAGAGAAGCGCUCUUGCUGAUUUACAAGCAAAAAGAAAAUUUUGGAUCAUUGAGGAUGACUCGUAUCAAUUUGCUAUCGUGCCACAAAUUCAGAACAUUUGUGGCUUCGGUUAUGACUCGCGUGAUCAAUAUCGUUACUUUGAACAAAAAACAGUGUUGAUGCAAAUAUCGACAAAGAACGAUGAUUACAUUAUCGACGUACAAUCAACGAUGUUAGAUGACGAUGAUAUUUUCUUAUUAAAUGAAGUUUUUAUGGAUGAUUCGACCAUAAAAGUUAUUCAUGGCUGCUCUCAAGACGUCAAAUAUUUGAUGAAAGAUUAUGAUCUCCGGUUUCGACAAGUAUUUGAUACAGAGAUAGCCAUGUGGCUAUUGGGUUGCGAACGAUCAGAUUUUAGUUAUUGUCUAGACGUAUUUCCAACAUGGACGUCGAUGAAGAAAAGGAUAAAAUGCAAGCUUAUGAUUGAGGUUUUCGAUAGGGUUUCUGAUCGCGGUUUACCGCAACCGCAAAACCGCGGUAUUUUGACGAAAAUCAAAAACCGCAAACCGCUAAAGGAAAACCGCGGUAUUCGCGGUUUUUAUAAAAUUUAUCUAAAAAAUAAAUUUUUACCUAUUUUUACAUUAUUAAUAGGUAUAAGAAAAAUGAAAAACACGCGAGAGAAAAGUCUUAACAAAUUGUUAGGAAGUAGUUAA